Molecule: messenger RNA, 543 nt
Organism: Rotaria sp. Silwood1
Lineage: Eukaryota; Metazoa; Rotifera; Eurotatoria; Philodinida; Philodinidae
Source: the annotation of a GenBank genome assembly
AUGGGCAGUCUAUUAAGUGUUUUUUCUGGCCUAUUUGGUAAUAAAGAACGACGUAUACUUAUUUUGGGUCUUGAUGGUGCAGGUAAAACAACAAUACUUUAUCGUCUUCAAGUCAGUGAAGUUGUGACAACUAUUCCAACGAUUGGUUUCAACGUUGAAACUGUACAGUAUAAAAAUUUAAAAUUUCAAGUUUGGGACCUUGGUGGUCAAACAUCCAUUCGUCCUUAUUGGCGUUGUUAUUAUUCAAAUACCGAUGCUAUUAUAUAUGUUGUUGAUUCCAUGGAUCGUGAUCGUAUAGGUAUAUCAAAACAUGAACUUAUUUCAAUGCUUGAAGAAGAUGAACUUAAAAAUGCUGUGUUAUGUGUAUUUGCUAAUAAACAAGAUCUUGAUGGUUGUAUGACUGUUAGUGACGUAGCUAAUUCACUUGGUUUAACAUCAUUAAAAAAUCGAAAAUAUCAAAUAUUUAAAACAUCAGCUAUUAAAGGUACUGGAUUAAAUGAAGCGAUGGAUUGGUUAGCAAAUUCAUUACAACAAAAAAAAUAA